AAACAUAAACGAAGGAAUCAGUUUGUACAUGAUAUAUACGUCUAAGGAGUAUUAGUCCAUAGUAAAUAACGUCAUAACACCAUAGAGAUUUGUUGCAUUGCGGGAUGACAUCAUUUCAAAGAAUUGUAUGUGAUAUUUAGAGAAAAGAGGCCAAUGGAGGCAGAUAAACUCACAGAGGAACGCACUGCAGAACUUAAAGAGGCUUUCAGUAUUUUCGACGAAGAUGGUAACGGUACCAUUAACACAAAAGAACUGGGAACUGUGAUGAAAUCCCUGGGACAAAAUCCUACCGAGGCUGGACUACAGGCCAUGAUUAAUGAAGUAGAUGCCGAUGGGACUGGAACAUUAAAUUUCCCAGAAUUUCUUACUAUGAUGGCGACAAUGAAAGACAAAGAUUCCGAAGAAGAAUUGCGAGGAGCAUUUCGAGCAUUUGAUAAGGAUAAAAAUGGUUUUGUAAGUGCAGCUGAACUCAGACACGUGAUGACAAAUCUUGGAGAAAAACUGACCGAUGGAAAAGUGGAUGAAAUGAUGAAAGAGGCUGAUACCGAUGGGGAUGGAAACAUUAAAUAUGAAGAAUUUAUCGUGAUGAUGUCAGCUAAGUGACCUGUCAUUGCUCAAGUUAUAUGUUUAUCCAGAACUAUAAUGCGUUAGAGACUUUUUCUACAUUAUCAAUACACAAUAUCAUUAUUAUAACCACAGUGGUUGAAGAAUAGUCAUUAUUGUUAGAACCCGUUCACACUAGCAUUUUUUUUAAUCGAUCUAAAUUUGAAUCGAUCUAAAUAAAACCAGUUAGCGUUCACAUUAUCUUUAAUCAUAAUGAUCUCUAUCGGUUUAAUCUGAACCACUGCGUUCAAACUACAAGUAAAAAUGCAAUCGAUCUGACCUAAUUACCCGUAAAACUGUAAACAUUGUGUAUAAAUAGAAAUAAUUAAUCAAGUUUGUGUGUUGAUACACUGAAACACACACUUGAAACAAAAAAUGGAUGAAGUUAUUGUUUCUCUUGAAUCACAAGUUCAAAUUCUCUUACUGGUGUUCUUGCAGUUUUUAUUAAUUUUGAAAAUACUGAAGCAAGGAAGUUACACAUAAAUAAAUGCUGCGGUUCAUGAAAAGAAAAAAUCAACAGAAGAAAAGAAGACACAGAUUUUGCAAAUUUAUGCUACGGCGAAGGCAACUUUUUUCCGUUUGUUUUUUUUACUUGCAUGUACACAAAAUCUGUUAACAGAUAAAUGUGGGUUAAACAACGAACCACCGAUAUAUACAGAGAUGUUAUGCUGUUACACGAGUAGUUUUGCCGCUAUACUUGCGCAUAAAUUAUUUUUGAUUCUAGUUUAAACCGAUCUUUGCGUUCACAUUUGAAGUUAGAUCGGCUCACUUUAGAUCGAUUCAAACUAAACUACCUCUUUUGGUGUUUUAGUUUAGACCGAUUAAAGAUCGAUUCAAAGCGUUGACAUUGACCCUUAAAUUGAUCUAAAGUGAACCGAUCUAGUUUAAAUCGAUCUAAUUGUCCUAGUGAGAACUGGGUCUUACAUGUAAUAAAUAAUGUAUUAAAAUUUA
Molecule: messenger RNA, 1554 nt
Organism: Mytilus californianus (California mussel)
Lineage: Eukaryota; Metazoa; Mollusca; Bivalvia; Mytilida; Mytilidae
Product: neo-calmodulin-like
Exons: 5
Coding region: 154-603 (149 amino acids)
Molecular function (GO): calcium ion binding; enzyme regulator activity
Source: RefSeq, a predicted model, not a curated record